Molecule: messenger RNA, 567 nt
Organism: Aspergillus ochraceoroseus IBT 24754
Lineage: Eukaryota; Fungi; Ascomycota; Eurotiomycetes; Eurotiales; Aspergillaceae
Exons: 3
Coding region: 1-567 (188 amino acids)
Source: RefSeq, a predicted model, not a curated record
AUGAAGCUCAAUAUCAUUGCUCUCACUUCACUCUUGGCCCUCGUUGUCGCUGAGGACGCCUCCUCUACCACCACUGCUGCUGCCACUGCCACCACCAGCUUGUCUCCUGAAGCCUCUUGCGCUGCGAACUGCGGUGCUGCCGACCGUUGUUGCCGGGCUCUAUGCUUCAGGGUCCCCUGCCCCAGCGAGCAGCAAGCCAAUGACACCGUCAGCUGCGUGGCGGCCUGCCCUCAGGGUAACGGCUCUCCUGCGGACACUGAGGCCUACGCCCAGUGCCAGGCUAGCUGCUACAGCACUCACUACUUCCCUGCAACUGCCACCCUGGCUGAGAGCUCUUCUUCUACCAGCUCUGGCUCGUCCUCGGCUACCACCACCGGCAGCUCGGACAACUCUGACUCUGAGCUAAUUCAGCUAGACUCCUCGAGCUCAAACUCGUCCAGCUCCGGAACGGCUACCGGUUCUGGUUCCUCUGCCACUCACACUGGUGCUGCCUCCAUCACCGCCCUCAAGUUCAGUGUCUCCGCUCUCGGUCUGGGGGGAUUCUUCCUGGCUGCCUGGGCUCUGUAA